This is a messenger RNA of Hibiscus syriacus, 776 nucleotides long. RefSeq lists its product as uncharacterized. The transcript has 3 exons. The record is from RefSeq and is a predicted model, not a curated record. Bases 15 to 620 code for a protein of 201 amino acids. Lineage: Eukaryota; Viridiplantae; Streptophyta; Magnoliopsida; Malvales; Malvaceae.
GGAGAUAGACGAAAAUGCCGGUGCCUCCUUGGCUAGAGUCACUGCUAAGCACAGCCUUUUUCACAGUUUGCAGAACACAUGGAGAUGCGGCUAGGGGCGAAUGUAACAUGUAUUGUUUAGACUGUAAAGGACAAGCAUUUUGCUUCUAUUGCCGCUCUUUUAAACACAAAGAUCAUCAAGUGAUUCAGAUAAGGAGAUCUUCAUAUCAUGAUGUAGUGAGGGUUGCAGAGAUUCAGAAGGUGUUGGAUAUAAGUGGGGUUCAAACUUAUGUGAUAAACAGUGCCAGGGUUCUUUUUCUUAAUGAGAGGCCUCAACCGAAAUCUGGGAAAGGCGUUGCUCAUAUCUGUGAAAUCUGUGGAAGAAGCCUCUUGGACCCGUUUCGUUUUUGUUCUUUGGGAUGUAAGCUUGUAGGAGUAAGGAGAAAUGGGAAUGCAGGUUUUAGCUUAGAGGCAAAGAAUGAGGUGCCAAUGGAUAGAACAAGAAGAGAAGGGAUGCCAAAGGAAGAAGAAGAAUUGCGUGAAGGCUCACAACAAGGCAUUUAUCUGCCCACGCCUCCCCCACCUCCUUCAAAUGCAAGGAGAAGAAAAGGAAUCCCUCACCGUGCACCUUUUGGGUCAUAAAACCAACAACUACACUUUUAUAUUCAAAAUUUCACCCAUUUCUUUAUUUAUUACCCACAGAGGAAAAAACAAAUUGUUUGGGGGUCUUUAAAUUUGUCCAAUUGUUCUAACUAAAGGGUUUGUAGGGUGUCAUUAUUUGGUUAUAAGGGGCAGUCC